Marchantia polymorpha subsp. ruderalis is the source of this 3154-nucleotide messenger RNA. Lineage: Eukaryota; Viridiplantae; Streptophyta; Marchantiopsida; Marchantiales; Marchantiaceae. The record is from the annotation of a GenBank genome assembly.
UCUCCAGCACUCCAUCCAUGUUGGAUCGAUUGUCAACUGCUUGACCACGCAGGCGGCAGCAGCAGCAGCAAAGGUGUGCAUGAAGCUGCAAUUAAGUUGAGUUAGCUAGCUCUGUCCUCCUUUGCGUUCUUACUACGGCUAGCACCAGGCGCAUGGGGGUCUAGAUCCUUGUGUCCGAGAAGUACAAGGCUCUUCGCAGGGCCACUCCCGUCGGUGGGCUCCACUCGCGAAAUCCCAAAAGCUGCGGCAGUGCCCGGUGUGACGGCCUGCAUUCGCUGGGCAGUGGUGGAGCUCUCCCGGACGGAACAUAAAUCUUGAUCGUGAUCGUUGUCCCUGUCAGACUGCAACUGCAGCCGACGAGAGAGAGAGAAAGAAAGAAAGAGAAUACUCACUGCUCUGCUCUGAUCUGAUCCAGAUCAUGCACUCACAAUCGCCAUGAUCCCACUCACUCACUAGGUAUCGUGCCUGAGAGUAGUCCAAAGUGAAGGAUUCUAAACUCCAUAUGACAAACCUCGAACACCCAAUUGAACAGGUGCUUCAGUGAUAUGAACAUAAACCUUCAUUUGCAUGACACUGUAAUCUCGACAAGUUGGAGGAUUCGUGCACAGUGCUUGCUAUACAUCUGAGCACGAGGGAGCGAGGGAGCGAGCGAAGUAGGGAAGAAGGGUUGCUAGAGAUCUGGUUACAGCCGGUCCGGAUGCUAAUAUUUCUUAGCAGGGAGGGAUGCCACGACGAGGAGCAUCGACUGACUGACUGACUGCGAGUUUGUGAGCUAGGACGGCCCGGAUCCGAACUCGCGACUCAAGUGCUGCAGGAUGCUAGUGGCAAUAUGAAUAUUUUACUGCUCGCUUGGUGCACAUCGUCUUCAGCUUAAGCUUCGCAGGUGCCAGUCUCAGUGUGUGGAGUUACGGACUUCCUCCCCUGGCGGCACUGGACCCCAAGUCUCAGCGUCGCUCUUGAGCACUUCCAAGUCGAAGCCAGAAUGACAAUGGCCAAGACUGAGGAGCUCGAGAGAGAUGUAGAGGUGCCAGAGCAUCUAAGGCUUUUAACACACGAUGGUACCGUGGACUACAAAGGUCAACCUGCCAACAAGGACCGGACUGGAGGAUGGAAAGUUACUCCUUUUAUUUGUGGUGUGGAAGUCACGGAGAAGAUUGCCACCUCCGCUGCUCAGUUCAACCUUGUCAGCUACCUCAUUGUGGAGAAAAAGUUACCACUACCAUACGCUGCAAACAUGGUGACAAAUUUUAUGGGCACCUCCUUCCUGCUCUCUCUCCUGGGAGGCUUCUUGGCCGACACUUUCUUCGGACGCUACUACACUCUGAUCGGAUCAGCUUGCACACAGAUGAUCGGGUUUGUCAUGAUGCUGCUGACGACGGUGAUACCAGCACUGAAUAACCAAGACGCCGAGUGCCCGGACCCGUUGAAUUGCAGGGCCGUGCACGGAGGGGCACUGUCAGCGAUCUAUGUGGGAUUAUACCUCAUAGCUGUGGGCAUCGGAGGAAUCAAAGCCACGGUGUCAUCCUUCGGAGCUGAUCAAUUCGACGAUGGCGACCCAGUGGAGGCCAGUCUGUUGCCGAGCUACUUCAACUGGUUCUACUGGGCGACGAUGCUGGGAUCGUUGGUGGCAUCGACCGUGAUCAUCUACAUGCAGGACCAUGUGGGCUGGGACUGGGGUUACGGAAUCCCGCUUUGCAUUAUGGCCCUGGCCCUCGUGCAGCUCGUCUCGAAACGGCGCGGCUACCGAUACCGAAUCCCUCAAGGCAGUCCUCUCUUGGUGGUGGCUCGAGUUCUCGUUGCUGCCGUCCGGAACUUUAAUCAACCCCCGCUCACGGAGCAAGAAAUCGCAAAGUACUACGACGAGAUGCGCAUCCGCGGCGUGCAACGAGUUCCCUUCCACACAAACAACAUGCGGGUGCUGGACAAGGCGGCCAAGCUGGCGAGCUCGGAGAAGGCGGGGCCAUGGCAGCGGUGCCAGAUCAACGAGGUGGAGGACACGAAGAUGCUGCUGCGGCUGCUGCCGAUUUGGCUGUUCACCAUCUUCUACUGGACGGUGCUGGCGCAGGCCACGACGUUCGCCGUGGCGCAGAUCGGCACGAGCAACCGGCACCUGGGGCCCAACUUCCAAGUGCCACCGGGCAGCGUGGCGCCGGUGACCUUCAAUUUCACGGUGAUCUGCUUCCUGCCGCUGUACGACCGGUUCAUGGUGCCGCUGCUGCGCCGGGUGACCGGGCACACCAAGGGCAUCAGCACGCUGCAGCGCAUCGGCGUGGGCAUGGCCGUGCCCGUGCUCUCGCUCGUGGUGGCGGCGCUGGUCGAGGCCAAGCGCCUCGGCGUGGUGCACGACUCGAACGCCGAGGAUCGCCCCAAGGCCAUCAUCGAUUUCUCCAUGUGGUGGUUCGUGCCGCAGUACGUGAUUCUGGCCAUCGGCGAGGCCUUCGUGUACCCGGGCCAGCUCGAUUUCUUCUACAGCGAGGCGCCCGACAGCAUGCAGUCGCUCGGCACGGCGCUCAUGUUCUGCACCAUCUCCUUCGGCUACUUCUCCAGCAGCGCCAUCGUCUCGGCCGUGAACGCCGCCACUCGCCACGCCGCGCACGGCGGCUGGCUCACCAAGAACAUCAACACCAGCCGCCUCGAUCUCUACUACUGGCUCCUCUGCGUCAUGGCCGUCAUCAAUUUCGCGCUCUACCUCGUCGUGGCCAAGCUGCACACCUACAAGCGCGUCAGCAAGUCCGUCGUCCUCCCCGAGCCUCCUCCCGCCCCCGACGCCGCCUCGCGCCGCCUCGAGCCCUCCAAGCUCCUCCUCCUGCCUGCGCCCCCGGCCUCGCCCGCCCGCAUCUAGCCCCGCCUCGCCCCCAUAGCUCGACCAGUGCUCGUUCUGUCAGUCGUUUCUUGUUCAUAGAUUCCACCCCUCGGCGACUCGGACGCCACUGAGCCUUUGACACCGAUCGAGAAUUUGCGCCGGGAACUCGACGAGGGCCGGGCCAGAGCCCGUCGGCAGCAGAUGAUGGACGAGAGCAGAGAGAGAAUCGGUCUCCGUCGCGGCCAGACCAUGUAUAUUAUUUCUUGACCCGCAGCACCAUUAUCAUUAUCAUCCUCAUCCUCAUCAUCGUGUAUAGUUAAUAAAAUCGUGAAACAAAGACAAAUUCUGUUG